Molecule: messenger RNA, 1654 nt
Organism: Chironomus riparius
Lineage: Eukaryota; Metazoa; Arthropoda; Insecta; Diptera; Chironomidae
Source: the annotation of a GenBank genome assembly
UUGAAAUUAUUAUCGCAAUUUUAAACUUCAAAAUCCCUGACAAAAUUUUCGUGUGCUGAGCAUAAAAGGCAUUUAUUCAAUUUUAUUCCAUUUAAGACCUCCGUAUUAAACGCUAGUGCAUUUAAAUUAAUUAAUAAUGGCAAGCAUUUUUGAUGGAGUUGAAAAAGGUGCACCGAUCGAAGUAUUUGCAUUAAAUAAAGCAUUUUUGGAAGAUACAUGCAGUGACAAAGUUAAUUUAGGAGUUGGAGCUUAUCGCACUGAAGAAGGCAAGCCAUGGGUUCUGCCUGUCGUUAAGAAAGCUGAAAAGGCAGUUGUAGAUGAUGCAACAUUAAAUCAUGAAUAUUUGCCUGUUCUUGGAUUAGAUACUUAUGCAGCAGCAGCAACUGGAUUAUUACUUGGCGAAGAUUCACUUCAAAUUAAGAAUAAAAAUGCUUUUGGUAUUCAGACAUUGUCAGGAACUGGAGCUUUACGAUUGGGAGCUGAAUUUCUCGCAAUUGUAAUGGGUAGACGAACUUUCUAUUACUCGGAUCCAACAUGGGAGAAUCAUCAGAAAGUAUUCCUCAGUGCUGGGUUUACUGAUGGACAUUACUACAGGUAUUGGGAUCCACAAUUGCGUGGAAUUGAUUUUGAUGGACUUAUUUCGGAUUUGAAAAAGGCACCCGAAGGCUCUGUAAUCAUUUUACAUGCUUGUGCUCAUAAUCCAACUGGUUGUGAUCCAACAAAGGAACAAUGGGUUAAAAUUGCAGAUGUCAUUGAAGAAAAGAAAUUAUUCCCAUUCUUUGACUCAGCUUAUCAAGGAUUUGCUUCCGGUGAUCCAGUACAUGAUGCUUUUGCUGUCCGAUAUUUUGUCGAGAGAGGCUUUGAACUUUUCUGUGCACAGUCGUUUGCCAAGAACUUUGGAUUAUACAAUGAGCGUAUUGGAAAUUUGACUGUCGUUCAAAGAAAUCCAGCAACAACUGCAGCAAUUCAAUCUCGUAUGACUUUACUUGUUCGUUUCAUGUACUCUAAUCCACCAGCAUUUGGAGGUCGUAUUGUUGGAAAAGUACUCAAUAAUGCAGAAUUAAGACAAGAAUGGAUGGAAUCAAUAAAAACAAUGUCAUCAAGAAUCAUCAAAAUGCGAAGUCUGUUGAGAGGAGAACUUGAAAAAUUAGGAACACCAGGAACAUGGGAGCACAUCACAAAUCAAAUUGGCAUGUUCUCAUACACAGGUCUGAACGAGGAACAAGUUAAAAUCAUGAUUGAGAAAUAUCACAUCUAUUUACUCGCCAGUGGACGUAUUAACAUGUGUGGACUUAAUGAAAAGAAUGUUAAAUAUGUCGCAAAUGCAAUUUAUGAAUCUAUUUUGGCAACAAAGUUGUAAAUAAUCUCAUAGUGAGAGCAACUAUUAAAACUAUUAUUCCUUAAAAAAAAUUAUGAGAAAAUUUAUUUUGUUUUAAUGAAUUUCUGUGACUCACUUAAACCUAAAAGAGAAAGAAUUAUUAUUUUUCUUUAAAAAAUAAAUAUAUACGAAAUUAUCUAAUGUUUAUUGAAUAGAUUAGAGACUUAGCAUGUUGUUCCAUACAAAUCGGACUUUUGUAUGGCUUUCAAACCUUAACUUUGAAUAAAUUUUGUUUUCUGAGCAAUUAAAGACAAUAUGAAAACCCUAGCAAUUUAA